GCAUCGCAAUUCCAAUCCCGAUUCGCGGGAUCGAAGAAAACGGCGCCAACUUUCAAAACUUCACCUGCGUGCUAAAGCCCAGCCGUUUCGGUGACUUCAUCUUGUACGGUUCGAUAGCCGCCUUCUUCGUCCCGCUGGCCAUCAUGGUGGUGAGUUACUUCCUGACCAUCCGGGUCCUGCACAGGAAAGCUUACUUGAUCAACAAGCCGCCUCCACGCCUGACUUGGAACGCCAUCUCCACCAUUUUCCAGCGGGAGAUGACGACGCCCGGGUCCUCGCCAGAAAAAAUGGCCAUGCUGGACGGUUCCCGCAAGGACAGAGCCUUGCCAAAUGGGAACGAACAAAUGCUGGUACGCAGGGUGUCCACCGUCGGGAAAAAAUCGGUCCAGUCGAUCACCAACGAACAGCGGGCUUCCAAGGUGCUGGGGAUCGUGUUCUUCCUUUUUUUGGUGAUGUGGUGUCCCUUCUUCAUCACCAACAUCACCUCGGUCCUGUGCAAAUCCUGCAGCGAGGAGUUCAUUCAGAUGCUGAUGGAGAUCUUCGUCUGGAUCGGCUAUGUCUCCUCAGGGGUGAAUCCGCUGGUCUACACCCUUUUCAACAAGACCUUCCGGGAAGCCUUCGGCAGGUACAUCACCUGCAAUUACCAGACUUCGGCUGCCGGCACAGCCUCCCGGAAACCCUCUGCCAGACUUUCGUUCCGGAAUUCAGUGACUGAGAACUCCAAGAUUUUUAUGAUGCACCACGGCAGGCGGAACGGGAUCAAUCCGGUCAGCUACCCGAACCACCGGCUUUGCAGUUCGCCUAUCCAGUCGUCGUCGGCUGUUCUGCUGGACACGUUGCUCCUCACUGAGCACGAAGUGAACAAAACAGAAGAACAAGCCAGCUAUGUGUAGCCUGGUGUUGGGAAACACACACCCCAUGCGUGCGAAGCCCAUCGGGGAAACGCCAGUAUGUAUAUAUGGUUUUCAUCCAUUAUUUAUACGAUUCCUAAUGGCAGUUUUAAUAAUUGGUCUCCUCCUGCCCCAAGA
Notechis scutatus (mainland tiger snake) is the source of this 1028-nucleotide messenger RNA. The record is from RefSeq and is a predicted model, not a curated record. Lineage: Eukaryota; Metazoa; Chordata; Lepidosauria; Squamata; Elapidae.